AUGGACGACCGCCAUCACGAGGUGCUGGCUGUUGCCGCGCUGUUCUUUGUGCUUGCCUGGUUGACUGUCAGCUUGCGAGUCUACGUUAGAGGAUUCCUGACGAAGACGUGGGGAAAAGAUGACUCAUAUAUGGUUGCGACAGCAGUCGUAUUCACAGUAUAUCUGUCGUUCCAGAUGGUCUCCGCAGUGCAUGGAACCGGGCGACACCGUUGGGAUCUAAGCGACGAAGAUGCGAGAAUUGCGCUUAUGUUCUGGUAUCUGGGCGAGCUCCUCUACGUAUUGAUCACCUGCCUCCUCAAAUUCGCUAUUGGCUACUUCUACCUCCGAGUUGCUAUUCAACGCUGGCAUAUCUGGUGCAUCAAGCUGCUGAUGGCAGGUACUGUUCUCUUCGGAACCGUUUACUUCUUCCUGGUCAUGCUCCAGUGCCUACCCAUCACCGAGUUUUGGGAAAACCACCCAGCUUCUAAAAAAUGCCUGCCUAAAGGCCCGACGCUUGGCAUCACCUACGCACUCGCGGUUGUCAACGCUGCUGCGGACUGGGCAUUUGGAACGCUUCCAUUUUUCAUUGUGUGGGAUCUAGAGAUGAAGCUGAAAACGAAGCUUCUGAUUGCCGGCAUUCUCGCUUUUGCAGCCAUUGGAAGUACUGGCACAAUUGUCCGCAUCUUCUACAUCAAUACUCUAAUGGACGGCCCCGACUUUCUUUACGCAACUACGGAUAUUGCCAUCUGGAGUACAGUCGAACCUGGUAUUGGCAUAGUAGCCGGAUGUAUAGCCACGCUACGGCCGCUUGUUCGGCACUGUAUUGGGCUUAUGAGCCUUGAGGCCGCCCCCCGCGACCGACGAAGCCGCACAUAUUCUCCCUCCAACAGCAGGCUAAGACGAAAGGACCGCCGUGGCUAUCGACGUAGCCUGAGUCCCUCUGAUCUAGUACCCACGGAACUGAGCGGCACCACCUCGACAGAAAUUUACGGUCCCAAGCGUAUGGAUUACCAGAGUAUGGAAAUACCUCUAACCAUUGUCGUGACCGACGAGAGCCCGGCUCCUCACGGACACAUCAUGCAGACCACCAUGAUAGAACAGGAGAGUGAGAGCGUCCCUUGGCAUCACCUGAGGGACAGCUUCGAGAAUAGUUUCACCAAGGGGACCGUUCUCGGCCAUGGGAGAUUCCGUGGCCCAGACUGA
Cucurbitaria berberidis CBS 394.84 is the source of this 1182-nucleotide messenger RNA. RefSeq lists its product as uncharacterized. Lineage: Eukaryota; Fungi; Ascomycota; Dothideomycetes; Pleosporales; Cucurbitariaceae. The coding region runs from base 1 to 1182 and encodes 393 amino acids. The record is from RefSeq and is a predicted model, not a curated record. The transcript is spliced from 6 exons.